AAUGGACUCUGGGGUAGAUGGAAAAUAUCCUCCUUCAUCCUCGAUAAAGUAGAAAGUAGUUUCUUUUCCGUUUUCGAUAUCUACAAAAGGAACGCUCAAAACACUAUCACUUUUUCAGUUUAUUUUAUACUACUCUUGUUUCCCCUUGUUUCUUUUAUUUCCCUUUCCCCCCUUUUUUUUAAAUUUCAGUUUAUAUCGUUUUUUAUUUAUUAUUUAUUUUUUUUACAAGAAUGGUCAUACUUAUAUAUAUAUAUAUUUUUUUUUUGUUUGAAUUAGAGGGUCAUGACACGAUAAAUCAUCAUAGCAAUCACGGUAUAUCGGACAGCAAUAGUAGCAUGGAUGAGAAUUAUACGAGACCUAGGAAACGAAAACAACGGAUACAUGUUUUCUCAUCCGAUGAUAAUAAUCAAGAUGAUCAGGACAGUUUAUCACCACUUUCAGACAAUGAUGGAUUAUCAGAUGCCAUUGAUGAUAUUCUUAACAAUAGCAGUCAUGAUGAAAGUGAUAUUAAUAUUUCCAACAAUGAUGAUGAACAGGAAGCAUUUAUUGAAAUAAAUGAUGACACCCCAUUGACAGAAACGCCCAAUGUUGAUACUGAUUAUCUUGAUCCAGAUCUCUAUUGUUUACGACGAUCUAAUCGCAACAAACGUCAAAAAACUAAGUAUACCAUAACCACUAGUCAAGAGGAGGAUGAAGUAGAUUCAUAUAUAUCGGAAACACCAGAAGAAUUCUCGGAUGAUGUAGAUAAUAGUAACAACGAUAUCGAUGAUGAUGACGAUGAUGAUGAAGAUUAUGGUGUUUCUCCAUCAACAAAAAAACAAAAGAAUAAAACUACAUCUAGACGAUCAACUAAUACCAGACAACAAAAACAAUCUAUAUGGUCAAAAUCAUCAUCAAAACAAUAUGGAAUGAAAUCAGAAUCAAGCAUUAGUGAUGAUGAUGGUGAUGUUGAUGAUGACGAUGAUGAUGAUGGUGUUUGGGGAAAACCAAGAUCAACACGAAGACGCCCUAUGAAAAAAUUAAAAAGAUUAGCUCAAGGUAAUUCAUUAUCACCAAGCGAUUCUUUACGAUACUCUACUAGAAAACGUAAUGUAGCGAACUACAAUGAAAACAGUUCUGAUUUAUGGGGAUUAUCUGAUGACCAAGAUGAUCACAACAACAAUGUAUAUACGAACGGUGGAGGUGGAUUUACGUCUUAUACUCAGAUUGAAGAGGAUGAAGGUGAUGUGAUUGAAAGUGUCCAUGAUCAUAGAAGGCGUGAAGGCCACGAAAGCGAUAAAGAGGAUGACAAACCAGAAAUGAACAUGGAAUUCCGCAUCAAAUGGAAAAAUUGGUCACAUAUACAUGAUACAUGGGAUACACCAAGUUACUUACGAUCAUUUAAAGGUUAUCGCAAAGUGGAAAACUACAUCAAAACAUUUGUAGAAGAAGAGUUAUAUUUCCGACAUCAUCCAGAAACCACAAAAGAAGAAAUUGAACAACAAGACAUCAAUACUGAAAGACGACGAGAGGAAAUCAAGGAUUGGUGUACUGUUGAACGUAUCAUAGGGAAACGGGGUGUUUCGUCCAAUACAGAAUAUCUGGUGAAAUGGAAACGAUUACAUUAUGAUGAAUGUACUUAUGAAUCGGCCGAUCAACUUUCUAAACAUGGUGAUGGUAAUCAACUUCAAAUCGAUACAUUUCUAGAUCGACAACAAAGUAGACGGAUACCUCAUCUUUCCGAACAUUACAGCACAACUCAUCAACACAAAAGACGUCCUACAUUUUCCGUGCUACGUGAACAACCUUCUUAUAUCCAAGGCGGUCAAUUACGUGAUUAUCAGCUUCAUGGUAUCAGUUGGAUGUAUUGGUUAUGGUGUACAAACAAGAAUGGUAUGUUAGCGGAUGAAAUGGGUCUUGGUAAAACUGUACAAACCAUUGGCUUCUUGAGUACAUUGUUUCAUAAACAUGCUCAAUAUGGUCCUUUUUUAAUUGUGGUACCACUGUCAACAUCAGAAAACUGGAUGAUGGAAUUCAAACAAUGGGCACCGGAUAUGAAUGUUUUAUGUUAUGUUGGUAAUCGUGCUUCUCGUCAAAUGAUUCGUGAUCAAGAAUUCUAUUUACCAUCAUCACCAUCAUCAUCAUCAAAACGUCUCAAAUUCAAUGUCUUAGUAACUACUUAUGAAAUUGUACUCAAGGAUCGUGAUGCUUUAGGUGGUAUUCAUUGGCAAUACUUGGCUGUGGAUGAAGCACAUCGAUUGAAAAAUUCAGAAUCUCAGUUGUAUGAAGCAUUACAAGGUUUUCGUACUGCCAAUCGACUAUUGAUUACAGGUACACCACUUCAAAAUAGUGUCAAGGAAUUAUUGGCUUUGGUACGCUUCUUGAUGCCUGCUAUGGAUCUUAGCGAAUUGAAUGUGGAUCUUGAUAAGGUGGAUGGUGAUGGCGAACAAGAAAAAAAAAUCAAGGCUUUGCAUGAAAGUAUCAAGAAUAUCAUGUUACGAAGACUCAAAAAGGAUGUGGAGAAAUCACUUCCCAACAAGACAGAACGAAUUUUACGCGUGGAAAUGAGUGAUCUACAAAAAAUGUUUUAUAAAAACAUCCUAGCCAAGAAUUUUGCUGUGCUUAGUAAAGGUUCAGAUAAAAAUAAGAAACAAUGGUUGAAUAUUGCCAUCGAAUUGAAGAAAGCAAGCAAUCAUCCUUUCUUAUUCCCUGAUGCUGAAACACAAACAUCUAGUCGUAUCGAACAACUCAAAGGAUUGGUGGAAAACAGUGGCAAGAUGAUUCUUUUGGACAAAUUACUGGCUCGACUCAAGGCUGAUGGUCAUCGUGUAUUGAUCUUUUCUCAAUUAGUGAUGAUGUUGGAUAUCUUGUCAGAUUAUUUGACACUCCGUGGCCAUCCUUUCCAACGUUUGGAUGGUAGCAUGAAACCUGAAGAUCGGAAUAAGGCUAUCGAACAUUUCAAUGCUCCUGAAAGUCCUGAUUUUGUCUUUUUAUUAUCCACGCGCGCUGGCGGCAUGGGUAUUAACUUGGUGACGGCCGAUACAGUGAUUAUCUUUGAUUCAGAUUGGAAUCCUCAAAACGAUUUACAAGCCAUGUCUCGAGCACAUCGGAUUGGUCAGACAAAAUCAGUCAAUGUCUAUCGAUUUGUCACUAAAGGCACCAUGGAAGAAGAUAUUAUCGAACGCGCUAAACGUAAAAUGGUGCUUGAAUAUUGUAUUAUAAAACAAAUGGAUACCUCUGGUUUAACCCUUUUACCUGAAAAUGCCACCACACUUACUACUUCCACUGGCAAAAUACGUGAAUUACCGUUCAACAAGGAUGAAAUGUCAGCCAUCUUGAAAUUUGGUGCACAAAAUAUGUUCCAGACCAAUGAACAAACACAACCUUUGAAUGAUCUGGAUCUAGAUGAUAUCCUUGCUCGUGCUGAGCACACUGAAACCAUGGAAGGUAUUGAUGAAAGUGCUCUUGGAAGUGCAGAUUUCCUUGCUCAAUUCAAGAUUUCAGAUUACGGUGGCAGCGCCAAUGAUUUAUCGUGGGAUGAAAUCAUUCCUGAAAAUGAAAGACAACAAGUGGCUGAACAACAACAAUUGGAGGAUGAAUUGGCCUUAUACGAACGUGCUGCAAGAAAACGUGGUCGAACAUAUCAGGAACAUGGAGAUGAUGAUGAUGACAACAACGACGACAACGGUAAUGAUGAUGAUGAUGAUGGCGAGGAUGAUGGGAUUAGAAAUCUUCCUGACGGUACAAAACAGAAAAAAAGACGUCGACGUACUAAUAAAAACAGUAACGGGAACAGUCAUCGUAAUAGUCCAGCCAUUUCAGCCGAUUCAGACCAGCGAAAUGAAUUAUCAGAAAAGGAUUUACGUGCCCUUCAUCGAGGUGUAUUACGUUAUGCAGAUUUGGAAGCUCGAUAUGAUGAAGCUGUCAAGGAUACCGAUUUAGAACACAAGGAAAAAGCAACAGUGAUGGGAUUUUAUACUGAUCUUGUAAAUGCAUGUAAAUCCAAAGUCAAAGAACAAAUCCAACAACAAACAAAAAAGUCUGGUGAUGAUGAUUUCGAAAGUGAUACAGAUGAUCGAUUGGUGCGUGAAAUUAGAUUGACAAAACAAAAAGCUAUUCUUUUUACUUGGAAUAAUAUCGCCAACAUCAAUGCUGGACAAUUAUUACAAAGACAUCACGAUAUGAAGAUUUUAGCUCGACGUUUAAAUGUGAUGCCAGAUAUGCUCAGAUUUCGUUUAUCUUUGGAUGCUAAACGUGUACAAGGUUGGUCAUGCUCAUGGGGUCAAAAGGAAGAUGCGAUGUUAUUGGUGGGUAUUCAUCGAUAUGGUUUUGGUAUGUGGUCGGCCAUCCAAGCCGAUGAAUCCUUAGGUUUGACUGGCAAGUUCUUUUUAGGCUCAUCCAAUCCUAGUACCAGCAGGGACAACAAUGACAUGGAUAAUGAAAAUGAUAAACGUACACCAAAAGCUGUUCAUCUGGUUAGACGUGCUGAACAAUUACUCAAAAUCUGUGCAGAAGAAGAAUCUAUAGCCCUGCCACCAAAGAAAACUGCCCGCUUCCUGUCACCAUUCAGUUCUGCUUCAGUAGAUAAAAAGAAGAAGAUUCAAAAAGGAUCAUUACCAAGGAAUAAACGCGCUUUAGUUUCAAAUGGUAUUAACAAUAAUGGGGAAGAAAAUGAUUAUGGUAUCACCACUACUACUUCAUCAUCCAAUCAUGGAUCAUCACCUUCAAAACAUCAUCAUCAUCAUCAUCAUCGUAGUUCAUCACCCAUUGACAACAACAAAUCAAACACAACACAAUCACCAUCCUCGUCAUUAUCAUCAUCAAGAAAGAUAGAAAAAGGAAAUCAUGAUACAACAGCAGCAGAGAAUGAAGGUUAUAGCAGUUAUGAUGAAGAUGAUACUCGAUCAGCUUUACGACCUGUCAAACAAUACCUUGUUAGAUUACGUGACGAUUCAAGCAAGUUGGAAGGACAAGCCAAAGCUGCUUUGCUCAAGAGAUGUAUUGUCAAGAUUGGGACUUUUAUUGAAGAUCAAGCCAAGGAAGGAUCCUCUCAACGACGAGAUCGAACACAACGACAUAUGUGGUUAUAUACCAAGAAAUUCUGGCCUGGUUCUAAAGUCACUUACACCGAUUUAAUCAAUGUCUAUGAAAAAGUUCUUCAAGCUCAAUCGCAACAUCAAGAAUCGGAAAAAUCUAAACAAGACAAUAUCAAACGACCCAAAAAAUCCUCAUCCUCAUCAUCUCAUUCAAAUAAUAGUAGUGGUAGUAGUCAUCGUCAUCAUAGUACCCAUCAUCAUCGACAUGAUGCAUCACCCACUCGUUAUCAUCAUCAUCGUCAUCAUCAUCGUCGAAGAUCAUCUUCUACAAGCUCACCUCAUCGAUCAACUUCAGAUCGUCAUCAUCAUCAUCAUCAUCAUCAACGUGAUAAUCAGCAAGGCAAUAAAAAUCGACAUACUUCAUCACAUCAUUCAGAUACCAUGGACAACAAUACAACCGAUAACACUUCUUCAGCAGGUGAUCCAAAAACGAACCGGUCUCAUAAGUCCUCUUCUCAUCGACAUUCAAGUCAGCAAGAUCAUCGAAAAGAAAAUCGAAAUAACUAGAUCUGUAUUUAUUUAUUUGCUUUCAAUUUAUACAUAUAUAUAAUAAAAAUCGUUAAAUGGAAUGACUCGACAAGAGUUAUCCGACCUUUU
This is a messenger RNA of Halteromyces radiatus, 5672 nucleotides long. Its product is annotated as SNF2 family N-terminal domain-containing protein. NCBI's taxonomy places the organism in Eukaryota, Fungi, Mucoromycota, Mucoromycetes, Mucorales, Cunninghamellaceae. Gene Ontology annotation, biological process: regulation of transcription by RNA polymerase II; nucleosome organization. The coding region runs from base 231 to 5582 and encodes 1783 amino acids. Gene Ontology annotation, molecular function: histone binding; ATP-dependent chromatin remodeler activity; ATP hydrolysis activity. Gene Ontology annotation, cellular component: chromatin; nucleus. The record is from RefSeq and is a predicted model, not a curated record. The transcript has 5 exons.